ACCAUUUUCAGUCUCUGCCUGGCGUUCGAGCGUGUUGGAAGUGUCGGAGAAGAUUGCGGCCAAAGUAGAGUAUAUUCUGAAUACAUCUAUUUAUUUAGUACAGUAAUUGUGAGUAGGCAGAAAUGGAUUUGCGUGUGGGGUUCACUGACAAGCUGAAAUUGGGCGCCAAGAUAAUCGCCCAUAAGGUUGUGCAGUAUAAGUUGGGCACGGGUCAGACCAAAGAAUUGACCACCAAAUAUGGUCAGGUAAAGGGUCAGCUGCGCAAAACGGUCUACGAUGGCGAAAUCUACUACUCUUUUGAAGGCAUUCCCUUUGCCGAGCCGCCAGUGGGAGAGCUGCGUUUUCGCGCCCCACAACCACCGAAAUCCUGGCAGGGAGUAAGGGAUUGCACCUUUGCCAGGGCAAAACCGAUGCAGAGGAACCCAAUUAUUAAAAUUACCGAAGGAUCCGAGGAUUGCCUUUACCUCAAUGUUUACGCGAAGAAACUGGAGACGCCAAAACCUCUGCCCGUGAUGGUUUGGAUUUUCGGCGGUGGUUUUCAGAUAGGUGAAGCCUCCCGAUAUCUCUACGGACCGGAUUACUUUAUGAAACACGAUGUCCUACUGGUCACCCUCAACUAUCGCGUUGGUGUCUUGGGUUUUUUGAGUCUGAAAGACAAGACGCUCAAGGUACCAGGCAAUGCGGGCCUGAAGGACCAAAUCCAGGCACUUCGCUGGGUCAAGGACAACAUAGCCAGUUUCAAUGGUGAUCCCGAGAAUAUAACCGUCAUGGGUGAGUCAGCUGGCGGUAGUUCCACCCACAUCCUUAUGCAAUCGGAGCAGGCUAGGGGGCUCUUCCAUCGCGCCAUCGUGCAAUCUAGCUCGGCUUUAUGUGCCUGGGCCACGCAUCCGGAUCGAAAGUGGCCCCAACGUUUGGGCAAGCAAUUCGGCUACACCGGUGACUUGGAAAGCGAAAAGCAACUGUUGGACUUUUUCCAGCAGAUACCAGCUGAUAAGCUGACUCUGCACUGCAAUGCGAUUAUGACGCAGGAGGAGCAGCGCGACUAUGAGAUCUUGGCAUUUGCCCCGGUCAUCGAACCAUACGUGGGCGAGGAUUGUGUGGUUCCGAAAUCCCAGCAUGAACAGUUGCCCACCGCCUGGGGCAAUCAGAUUCCAAUGAUCAUUGGCGGCACCUCGUUCGAGGGACUCUUCUCGUAUCAGUCCACUUUGCAGGAUCCGCUUUACAUGUUGAGUGCCUUUGAGGCCAUAAUUCCAAGGAAGGUCCGUGAUGCCGUCGAUAAGGAUGAGCUGGCGGAGAUGGUGAGGCGGCUAAAGAAAUCCUAUUUCGAUGAUCCUGAACGAUCCAGCAUGGAGCUGUACGAAUGUCUGCACAUUCUGAGCGUCAAGAACUUCUGGCAUGACAUUCAUCGCACUUUGCUCGCCAGAUUGACCUAUGCGGCCAACUCAUCCACGUAUCUAUACCGAUUCGAUAUGGAUUCACCGCACUAUAAUCACUACAGGAUCUUGAAGUGCGGCAAGAAGGUGAGGGGUGUGUGCCAUGCAGACGACAUCUCCUACAUGUUCUACGGAAUACUCUCCAGCAAAUUGGACAGGAAUACACCUGAAUAUCGCACCAUUGAGCGGUUGAUUGGCAUGUGGACAUCGUUUGCCACCACUGGAGAUCCCAAUUGCGAUAUUAUCGCACCCGUGAAAUGGGAUCCAUUGCGACCAGGUGGUCCGGAACACUGCCUCAACAUCGCCGAUGGUCUGGAGUUCAUGCCAUUGCCGGAAAGCAAACAGUUUGUUGUAUGGGAUAGUUUCUAUACCAGGGAGAGUCUCUACUGACGACGUUAAACUACAUAACCAAAUAAUUUCAGGAAAAUUAAAAAGCUUUAUAUGGUGUCCUUAUUUCAAAUUUGCUUCUUCGUUCAUAAUGGGCGAUAUAACUACGACUUAAGAAUGAAUCUUGUAUUUCCGAAUUCGUUUUACAUAAUUUUUUGUUGAUGUAUUUUUAUAGUCUUUGUAACUUUCACUUUUAUAUUAAGGUCUUUAGAUGCUUUUGAUACUUUUCAAUUUAUUAGCUUUAAACCCAGUUUUUGUACAAUUUUUGUAUGCCAAACUUUAAACUAAAUAAACCGAAAGAGAAAACACAACAAAUCUUUGUGUUGGUCAGUGUCAAAAUCAAUAAA
Messenger RNA from Drosophila elegans, 2167 nucleotides. Its product is annotated as esterase B1. NCBI's taxonomy places the organism in Eukaryota, Metazoa, Arthropoda, Insecta, Diptera, Drosophilidae. Bases 123 to 1823 code for a protein of 566 amino acids. The transcript has 2 exons. The record is from RefSeq and is a predicted model, not a curated record.